Molecule: messenger RNA, 516 nt
Organism: Talaromyces atroroseus
Lineage: Eukaryota; Fungi; Ascomycota; Eurotiomycetes; Eurotiales; Trichocomaceae
Exons: 2
Coding region: 1-516 (171 amino acids)
Source: RefSeq, a predicted model, not a curated record
AUGGGAAAAUUCGGGUUACAAACUCUAGCAAAACGCCUACAAACGUAUCGAUCUGCCAUGCCGUUUUCUGAACUCGCUGGCGGCUGGUCCCUCGCAGACUAUCGCCUGGUCACCAACGACAGCGGCAAUGCCAUCUUCCCACUAGGGACAAACGCCCAAGGCUUCAUCAUGUACACACCUGAGGGAGUCAUGUCGGCCAAUCUUAUGAAGCCUGGAGCAAAGCCACAUGCGAACGCCUCGCCGCACGAUGGGACACCCGAGGAAAGAGUUCGAUCGAUGGAGCAUUCACUGGCAUACGCCGGCACCUAUACGGUGGAAAAGCAGGAUGAGCCCAAUAAAUUCAUCCUUCGACAUCAUGUAACGGUCAGCUCAUUCCCUAACUGGGUUGGGACUGUGCAGACACGCCUGGCAACGUUGACGGGGUACCGGCUGGUGUUGGAGACGGAGAAACCUGUGGCUGGUGGGUUGAAUGGUAUCCUCACAUGGGUUCGUGUACAGAAUGUGGAGGUGAACUGA